This is a messenger RNA of Cataglyphis hispanica, 2560 nucleotides long. It is a transcript of the gene Fas1, whose product is annotated as fasciclin-1. The record is from RefSeq and is a predicted model, not a curated record. Gene Ontology annotation, molecular function: cell adhesion molecule binding. Lineage: Eukaryota; Metazoa; Arthropoda; Insecta; Hymenoptera; Formicidae. The coding region runs from base 361 to 2379 and encodes 672 amino acids. Gene Ontology annotation, cellular component: extracellular matrix. Gene Ontology annotation, biological process: extracellular matrix organization; cell adhesion. The transcript is spliced from 14 exons.
UCCUUCGUAUCGUUGACACGUCGAGCGGAAAGAGAGUGCGGCGACAGAUAGAGAAAUCGAGAGGAGAGAAAGAGAGAGGGAGAAACGAUCGCGCGGUCUCGCGCUCGCUCAAUCGGCAAUUCGCAGUCGUUAAUUGCCGACGCGUAAAUAAUCAUUCUAUUGUCCGAUUACGUUAUAUUUGUUCGUGGAGAACUUCCGGCUCCGCGACGUCUCGCGAACGCGGUGUCAGUGUCGCGUUGACUCUCGUCGAUGAUCCAUCGGUGAUCGACGACGCGUAGAUCGUCCGCGUGGUGAACGUUAUCCGCGAGUUAGUGAAUUGGUGAAUUGUCUCUCGUGUGUCUGGUAAUCGCCGCAAGGACGAUGCUGACGUUCCUGUUCGCCGCGGUGUUCGUCGUCGCGACGCCGAGAAUCCACGCCAGUCAUGUGACUAUGGACGCUAAAAUACGCGACGACUCCAAUCUCUCUCAGUUUUAUCAGCUCCUGGAAGCAAGUCAAGUGGCCAAUACGACUCUCACAUAUCGCCACGUGACUGUGUUUGCGCCGACUAAUCGAGCAUUCCAGGAAUACAACGGAAGCAUAAAGAAUCUGGUUCUGUAUCAUAUGUCGAACCGGCCUCUAACGAUUGAAGAGCUGAGGGACUCGAUAUCCUCCGAACUGGAGGGCAAUCCACCCCUAUGGAUCACUAGAACACCUGGAAAGUACACCACAGACGUGUACAUUAAUAACGCAAAGAUUCUCUUGGAGCAGAGCAACUUUCAAUCCAAACUGAAAGUCAACGGUGACACCAUGAUUCAGGUCCUGCAUAUUAUAAACGAAGUGCUGGAGCCGGUGCGCUCCAAUUCGGCAGAGACGCCGAUUUACAAUCCAAAUGCGUUUCAAUUCCUGAACCAGAGCGAAAAUCUCAAUUUGGGCGAUCAUCGCGUACGUACUUUCCGACAGCGGAUCGUCAUCGAAAAGAAGGAGUCUGUCUUCAGAGCGGAGGGUCGUUUUACUUUCUUCAUCCCCGUUGACGAGGGUUUCAAGCCAAUACCAAGGCCGCAGAAAAUUGAUAAGCAGGUGAUCGACGGGCACGUUGUACCCAACGAAGUCCUAUUUACUGCACCGACGCCUGAAAAUACGGAGUACAAAACUCUUGUAUUUUCCGACAAUCUGAAAGUCAUUGUCAGUUUCCUGAAGGUGCAUAAUAAAGUCUAUGUCCAAUCGAACACGUUAGUGGGCGAUUCGAAUCACCCAAACGGAGCGGUACUGGCAGAGAUAGUGAAGGGGAACAUCCCGGUGCGCAACGGUGUCGUUCAUCUGAUACAACGACCGCUUAUGGUGGUCGACACUACUGUGAAGGAUUUUCUCGAGGAAAAGGAGGAUGGACCGGUGUACAAGUUUUACGAAAUCAUUCGCGAUUUCGGGGAUGACACCAUGAACACCAUUAACUAUCUGCGAGAGGUUACCCUCUUUGCUCCUAGCAAUGAGGCACUGGAGGAACCGGGCGUGAAGCAGAUGUUGCAGGACAAGAAACGCAUCAGAGAAAUCCUCAAGUUGCACUACGUCAAGCAGAAACUUACCCUCGACAAUAUUAAGAAUAAAAGCGUCAGCCAAAUACCAUUAAGCGGGAAAUCAAACCUGGGGGUAGCGACCGCCGCCGACAGGAAGAAGCUCUACUUCAACGUGGUGCAAGGCCCGAGGGGAAACCAGACCGUCACCGUGGAAGGGGGCGGCGUAAACGCUACCAUCAUUACCGCCAACAUCGCCGCCACCAACGGGAUUAUUCACAUAAUCGACAGAUUGCUCGGGGUCCCCUACACCACCGUAUUCGACAAACUCAGGACCGACCCGAUGCUCAACUCGACGUACUUUCUGGGCCAGCGACACAACUUCAAUGAUCAGCUGAACGACACGACGAAGCGAUUCACGUACUUUGCCCCGCACGAUGAUGCUUGGGUCCGCGCGGCGAUCAACUUUCCGUCAACCGUCAAGAAACUCUUCAUGCCCGAAUUUAGUUAUUACACGAAGCAGAUCUUGGAGCGGCACCUCGUAAUAGCGGACCAAGCGUAUACGAUGGCGAAGUUGAGAGAGAUGAGCAACGACACCAUCAAGCUUUCAACGGUCAGGGACACUCUGAAGAUUCGCAUUAAGGAGUACGGCGAAAAUGAGAAGUACGACGAAAACGCAAUCCGUCCAGAAGUAAUCGGCUACCAGUUGGAGUGGCAGGGUAACAAGAAGAUUCGCGUCGUGCGUCCAGACGUCGAGUGCACCAACGGGAUAAUCCACGUGAUCGACACCGUCCUUUUCAAGGAUAGCGACGUGCACGUAACGGGCGGAGCGUCGCUGGCCACUCUCGCGCCUCUCUUAAUCAUGAUAUUGAUAGCCAAAUGGCAGUUGUAAGCAACCUGAUCGCAUCGUCUCGCAUCUAUGCAGGUGCGUCUAUUAGGAAUUUCCUUGGGGCCGUCUACGAUCGUUCUCGCGCGAGGAGCGGCGCCGGCGACGACGCAACGCGAGAAGACGCUCGGUCGAUCGUCCUGACGUUGGAUUCUUACGGACGCUCGUUACAGAGUGGACUAGGAAG